Elephantulus edwardii (Cape elephant shrew) is the source of this 1731-nucleotide messenger RNA. RefSeq names its product SH2 domain containing 3A (gene SH2D3A). Lineage: Eukaryota; Metazoa; Chordata; Mammalia; Macroscelidea; Macroscelididae. The record is from RefSeq and is a predicted model, not a curated record. The coding region runs from base 1 to 1731 and encodes 576 amino acids. Gene Ontology annotation, biological process: positive regulation of peptidyl-serine phosphorylation; small GTPase-mediated signal transduction. Gene Ontology annotation, molecular function: guanyl-nucleotide exchange factor activity. The transcript has 9 exons.
AUGCAAGUGUCACAGGAGGAAGAAGACCUUUCCAGGCAACCCUGGUACCAUGGCCCUCUGUCACGUCAGAAGGCCGAGGCCCUGCUUCAGCACGAUGGGGACUUUCUGGUUCGAGCCUCGGGGUCCCGCGGGGGCCCCCCGGUGCUCAGCUGCCGCUGGCGAGGCUCGACCCUGCACUUCGAGGUGCUCCGUGUGGUGCUGCGACCCCGUCCAGGCCGGCCUCCCGCCCUCUUCCAGCUGGAGGACGAGCGCUUCCCCAGCCUGGCCUCCCUGGUCCGCAGCUACGUGGUUGGCCGAAGGCCCCUCUCCCAGGCCACGGGGGCCGUGGCUUCCUGGCCUGUGACCCGCCUGGGGCCUCUGCAGCGCAGCCUUAGCGAGGACAUCCUUACAGACAGCCCGGCAAGGACAGAGUCCUUCAGGACCAGGAAGUGGAGUGACAGUCAGCCGGCUGGUCUGCACCAUGUGGGGUGCUCCAGAGAGGACCGUUCCAGACCAGGAGCACCGCCUGUGCCCCCAUCAGCCCUGCCUCGGACAGGCAGUGAACCCUUGCUGCUGAAGACUCAGGCUGCCCUGGGCGCUGUGGCCAACAGCCUCCGAGCCUCUGAUGGGCAGCUUCAUUCCAAGGCGCCCACCAAGCCCCUCCGGACACCCUCUCUGGUGCUGCCUGAAGCCUCUGGACGCACCUCAACAUACUGUGAGCUGGUGCCCCGUGUGCCCAAUGCCCAUCGAACACCCCCUGGUUCCGUCCAAGCACAGCCAGAGAUUCCAUGGUGGGAGAAUCCAAAGGAAGAGGAGGAGGAAGAUGCAGCUUUCCAGAGACCCCAGACCGAGGUCUCCUUCUGCUCCCCUUAUACCCCAUCUUGCCUGCUGGGUCCCCAGAACAGGCCCCUGGAGCCUGGGGUCCUGCAUACCCUCCGGGGCCUGUUCCUGCAGCACCAUCCCAGGAGCACCGCCCUCCACCUGCUGCUGGUGGACUGCCAGGCCUCAGGCCUCCUGGGAGUGACCAGGGCCCAGAGGGGAGCCAUGGGGGUCGCCUCUGGCCUGGAGCUGAUCACACUUCCACAUGGCCAUCGCUUGAGGCUGGAACUGCUGGAGAGGCACGAAGCGCUGGCGUUGGCCGGGGCGCUGGCCGUGCUGGGCUGCACCGCGUCGCUGGAGGAGCGCGCGGCCGCACUGCGGGGCCUGGUGGAGCUGGCCAUGGCGCUGAGGCCCGGGGCGGCCGGGGACCUGCCCGGGCUGGCCGCCGUCAUGGGCGCCUUGCUCAUGCCCCAGGUGUCCCGAUUGGAGAACUCGUGGCGGCAGCUCCGAAGGACCCACACGGAGGCGGCGCUGGCCUUCGAACAGGAGCUGAAGCCGCUGAUGCGGGCGCUGGACGAGAGCGCAAGGCCCUGCGCUCCGGGCGAGGUGGCGCUGCCGCACGUGGCGCCCCUGGUGCGCCUGCUGGAGGGCGAGGAGCCGCCGGGGCCGCCUUACGAGAGCUGCGAGCGGACGCUGCGGACGCUGAGCGAGGCGAGGCGCACGGCCCGGGACGCGCCCAGGUUCCGCGCGGCGGCGGCCCAGCGCCUGCGAGGUCUCCAGGUGAACGCAGAGCUGAGAGAGACGCUGACCACAGGCUUCAUGCAGAGGCUGCUCUGGGGGAGCAGGGGUGCUGGGGCCCCGCGAGCCCAGCGCCUAGAGAAGUUCCAGCUCGUCCUUAGCACCUUAUCACAGCGCCUGGAACCAGACGGCUGA